AUGGGUGGCGAACAGGUGGUUAUGAUUCGAAAACUGGGCUUUACCACUACAAUGAAGAGUAUGAUAUCUCAUGGUGAGACAAGCAACAAAUUUUUAGACACGGUUGGAUGGGGUCUCGAUGAAAAUAAACAGGUGAUUCUAGAUACAUCCAGUCAUACAUUCAGCGAAAAACUACCGCUCAAAUUUUCAAUGGAGUAUUCUGAAUAUACAGCAGGAGCUUAUACUCAUCAUAGCACGCUCAUUCAAAAACUUCUAUAUGGGGAAAGUUGA
Messenger RNA from Phaedon cochleariae (mustard beetle), 270 nucleotides. The record is from the annotation of a GenBank genome assembly. NCBI's taxonomy places the organism in Eukaryota, Metazoa, Arthropoda, Insecta, Coleoptera, Chrysomelidae.